Messenger RNA from Chiroxiphia lanceolata (lance-tailed manakin), 1379 nucleotides. RefSeq names its product zinc finger protein 239-like. NCBI's taxonomy places the organism in Eukaryota, Metazoa, Chordata, Aves, Passeriformes, Pipridae. The transcript is spliced from 4 exons. The coding region runs from base 1 to 1107 and encodes 368 amino acids. Gene Ontology annotation, molecular function: DNA-binding transcription repressor activity, RNA polymerase II-specific. Gene Ontology annotation, biological process: negative regulation of transcription by RNA polymerase II. The record is from RefSeq and is a predicted model, not a curated record.
AUGGCACCUGCCCCCAGCAACGGGUCCCAGGGAGCCACCACGCAGGCUGGAACAGGCCGGGUGUCCCUGGGCACACAGAGGAACAAGUGCCAUCUCUCUGUCUGGGAGAAGCCAGAUGGUGCCCCCGGGCCAUCAGAAGUGGUGCUGAAACCUCUUUCAGCCCAGCCCUGGGUGCAGUUUUCUCAUCCCCUCACCGAGUGCCCGCUCCCCCAGCCAGCACUGACCAACGAGGGCGUUUGGCACACUUGGUUUGGUGGUUUGGAGAAACAGCCCCGGACUGGCAGAGGGCCAGAUAACCUCAAGGAACAACCCUGGAGGGGCUCCAAAGCCAUCCCAGGGUGCUCUGAGGAGGAAAGAGCCAGCCUGUGCCAGGAAGGCAGCUGGAGCUUGAGCCAGAGCUGUGAGCUGGUGGUCCCUGAUCAGCCUCCCAGCAGGGAGAAGCCCUUCAGGUGCUUGGAAUGUGGGAAGAGCUUCAGCAGGAGCACCACCCUCCUCACUCACCAGCACAUCCACACUGGGGCACGUCCCUACUCAUGUGGGGAAUGCGGGAAGAGCUUCAAUGACAGGUCCACUCUGAUCCGACACCAGCGCAUCCACAGUGGGGAACGGCCCUACACGUGUGGGAAAUGUGGGAAGAGCUUCAGGAACAGCUCCCACCUCCUCAGCCACCAGCACAUCCACACUGGGGAACGACCCUACUCAUGUGGGAAAUGUGGGAAGAGCUUUAGUCAGAGCUCCACACUCUGCACCCACCAGCGCAUCCACACUGGGGAACGGCCCUACACAUGUGGGGAAUGUGGGAAGAGCUUCAGGGACAGCUCCAGCCUUCGCACCCACCAGUGCAUCCACACUGGAGAACAGCUCUACAAGUGCUUGGAAUGUGGGAAGAGGUUUCAGACCAGCUCACAUCUCCUCAGGCAUGAACGGACACACACGGAUGAGAGGCCCUUCCGCUGCACCGACUGCGGGAAGGGCUUCAAGCACAACUCCACCCUCGUCACCCACCGGCGCAUCCACACCGGGGAGAGGCCCUACAAGUGUGGGGAGUGUGGGAAGAGCUUCAGUGACAGCUCUGCCUUGACCAAACACCAAAGGACCCACCAGUAAGGGAAGCCCUACCAGUGCCCCGACUGCGGGAAGAGCUUCGGCCGCUGCUUCUACCCCAAAUGAAACCCCUGAUGUUGAGGCAACCCCUGAAAUCUCCCCAUGAGUGUUGGUCUGGGGGAGUUCCAUCCAUCUCCUAUUAAGAAUUAUUGCUUUUGUGUCAGCUUGAGUAGAAUUACUUCAACAAUUGCUUUAGUGUAGAGCACUGUCCUAUCUUAUCCUGUACUCCUGGUAGUUUUAGUGUUUCUCUUGUGCAGUAAAUAAUUCUGAUGAAG